Messenger RNA from Armigeres subalbatus, 618 nucleotides. RefSeq lists its product as uncharacterized. The coding region runs from base 169 to 573 and encodes 134 amino acids. The transcript has 3 exons. NCBI's taxonomy places the organism in Eukaryota, Metazoa, Arthropoda, Insecta, Diptera, Culicidae. The record is from RefSeq and is a predicted model, not a curated record.
GACGUGAAAAAUUCCGUUGUGUCAUUUUUCGGACAAAUAUUGGAUUCGAUUUUUCAAGUUUACCCUUCAGAUACCCGUUGCAAUUCGCUUUUUCCACCAUCAUCAAGAAGAUUUUCAGUGGCUGCGUCAUUUCCUCUUUUUCUUACCUGAUCAUGUGAAGUUAAAUAAAUGUUUGGACUACAGUUCCACAUUAUGAGGACGUCGGCUCCCCUCACGAAGCCACUUGAAACAGUCAUGGACGGCAGUAGUUCGACUUGCUUCCAGACUUCCAAGCAGGUGGAAUCUUCGUCACCUCCAACCGGGGACUCGGUAACGGCGCUAACAGCAACGGGAACGGAUCAGGAAACAGUUCAAAUCAUUGCUCAUUUUUUUCGUUUGGGAACGAGAAUGCUGCUUCAACUAGUUCGAACAACACAAAUAAUGCAGCAAAUCAAAACCGGAGAUGCGGAUCACUUAAGUAAGCAUUAUAUUCUUUACUCAUUAUCAUCCGAGAGAACAAAAAGAAUCUCGUCAAAACUACGUCGACUCCAACGUCGAACCUCGAGCCCAAAUCGCCCCAACGAACAUCAAUAAAACGUCGUCCAAUGUUUGCCAGAGUCGUUCUCACCGGAUCAUAAA